CACUUUUCAACUCCUAUAGUGAUCAAACAUACGUAGGUUAGAAUUGCAUGGUUAAGAUACAAAUUUUAGUUUUUAGUUCUGUUUGUUCAAAUACCAAAUAGUGAAUUGAAUUUUAGAAGAAUUUCUUUUUAAUGAAUGAAAAAUUCAAUGCAGAUCUUUGAUAUUUUUUAUUUAUGAGGCAUAACAUAGAGGAGUGUAAAGGUGCUCAAAGUUUGAUAACGUAAACAAGAACUCUUUUAUUACAAGAGAACAUUGACCAAGCAAAAAAACAACAAGAUAAUUUAAAUCAAAUUAUAAACAUGAUCUUCUUUGGACUUAAGAACUUAAUUCAUAAAGGGCUAAAAAUGUAAGAGAGCUUCCUUUUUAUUACAAAAUGA
This is a messenger RNA of Paramecium sonneborni, 377 nucleotides long. Lineage: Eukaryota; Ciliophora; Oligohymenophorea; Peniculida; Parameciidae. The record is from the annotation of a GenBank genome assembly.